This is a messenger RNA of Trichoderma atroviride IMI 206040, 2724 nucleotides long. NCBI's taxonomy places the organism in Eukaryota, Fungi, Ascomycota, Sordariomycetes, Hypocreales, Hypocreaceae. The record is from RefSeq and is a predicted model, not a curated record.
AUGCGCGCCUUCAGCACAAUAUAUCACGGCAAUAACGCACCAAAACUAGAUUCAUACUCUAAGUUUGUGAAGUAUGCACUUGAUCUUGACUCGAAAAGCUCCGAAUGUUAUUGGAAGACGCAAUUAUCAGGUGCUAGACGAGCAUUGUUUCCCCUACCAAUGGGUGGUAUUUCUGUCCUGAAGUCUGAGAAGAAUAUGGGCAUUUCAUCAAGAAAUAUCAACAUUUCGCGAUUAACAAACAGUUCUAUCACCAAAGCAACAUACCUUCGAGCUGCCUGGGCUAUUCUUCUUGCACGAUACUGCGACACAGACGACAUCUGUUUCGGUGCCUCUGUAUCUGGCCGAAAUGCUCCUAGUGUGGAAAACGUUGUUGGUCUAGUUGUUUCGACGCUCCCCAUUCGCGUUCGUCUAGAUCCAGACCAGAAUUUGGCCGAGUUUCUUCACGACAUUCAAAAACAGGCCACCGAUAUGGUGGCGCACGAGCAGUUUGGCCUCCAGAAGAUAGCUCAAAUUAGCCCGGAUGCAAAAGACGCCUGUAACUUUUCCAGCCUGUUGGUCAUUCAGCCGAGGGAACUGAUAAGCAACUCUGAAGAAGAUGGGGCCAUCCUUGUCUCCACUAGAGUAGAACAACGUUUGGCGUGGCAAUCAAUGUCAGAUUAUUCCAGCUACCCGCUUGUUGUGCAAUGCCAUAUGGACAAUGUUACAGUUGAAUUGGAACUUGUAUACGAUACGGGUGUUAUAUCCGAAUUCCAGAUUCAGGCACUGCAUAAUCAACUGGACCACGUAGUCCAGCAACUUGUAUCAUCUAGUGAAGAGAAGGUGCUCAGCAACGUAUCUAUAGCGGGGCCGUGGGACUUACAACAAGCCAUGGAUUGGAAUGCCCAUGAUAUCGUGGUUGAACAAGACUGUUUACAUGAUGCUGUUUCAAGGCAAGCUGAGUUAUGCCCCGAUGACGAAGCAUUGUACUCGACGGAGUUUUCGUUGACUUACGCCUCACUUGAGCGUCUCUCUAAUCGUGUGGCUUAUCAGCUAUUGCAGUCUGGCAUUCAACCGGAAACAAUAGUUCCUUUUUGCAUGGAGAAAUCUGUAUGGACUGUGGUCGCCAUGGUUGGUAUUUUGAAAGCAGGCGGUGCAUUCAUGCCUUUGGACCCCUCUCAUCCAGGGGCACGGAGGUCGGCCUUGGUCAAAGAAGUCAACGCAAGCGUUAUGAUUUGUUCACCCUCCACGGCCAAAUCCUGUGAAGGAAUGGCUGAAGGGAUCAUACAAGUUUCAGCUUCAUUAUUGUCAUUGCCCUCUGGGACUCCUACAAAUCAUCAAGCACUCCGCAACUAUAAGCAACCAAAGCCACACAACUCGGCCUACGUGAUCUAUACUUCGGGCUCUACAGGAAAACCCAAAGGCAUAGUCAUGCCACACUCGGCCAUAUGUACGGCACUAUUUCGCCAGCCUAAAGUAGUGAAUAUUACGAAAACCUCACGCGUCUUUCAAUUCUCUAGCUAUGCAUUUGAUGGCUGCGUAGUAGACAUAUUUGCGGCGCUUAUCACUGGAGCCACCGUUUGUGUGCCUACCGACACUGAGAGACUCAGCAGUACAUCACAGUUUAUGACACAGGCACGAGUCACUUGGGCAUCCUUGACUCCAUCAUUCAUCAAAACAAUUGACCCUGGGACUAUACCAACACUGAUCACACUGUGUGCUGCCGGAGAGGUCCCAACAAAAGAUAUCCUGACUACAUGGCACGGACGAGUAGAGCUUUUCAAUCUUUAUGGCCCAGCAGAGACCUGUGUCAUGUGCUCUGCUCAUUGCUGGAAAUCACCAAAUGAAUCCCCAAUGACCGCGGGUCGGCCUUAUGCCCACCGGCUCUUCAUUGCUGAGCCGGAUAACAUAAAUCGCCUUGCCCCAAUCGGAUGCAUUGGCGAAUUAGUUGUUGAAGGCCAUGCGAUUGCGCGUGGCUAUAUCAACAAUGAAGAAAAAACCAACGCUUCAUUUGUCAAGUACCUUGAAUGGAUGCUGCCUACAGGCUCAACCAGGGCUUACAGGACCGGUGAUCUUGCAAAGUUCAACUCUGAUGGAACCAUCCAGUUUAUUGGACGACGAGAUACGCAAGUUAAACUACGUGGCCAACGCAUAGAGCUUGGUGAGAUCGAACAUCGCAUCAUGAGCGACCUUGAAGGUGUGCAGUAUGCCGCGGCAGAUGUUGUGGAGCGCGAAGCCGGCAAAAUGCUUGUCGCAUUCGUCACAUUCCAAAACCAACCGCGCCCUGCCGCAACAGGUGCCUUGACUCUCGAUGACUAUUUUAUCAAAGAUGAAACGGUCACCGAGUCAUUCCAAGCCCUAGUUCAGAACUUGCGACAAGCAUUACCAAGCUAUAUGAUCCCGAGUGUAAUAUUCCCUCUGUGGGACAUGCCUCAUAAUACCUCUCAAAAGAUUGAUAGACGGAUGCUGCGUGAACUAGUCGCCGACAUGUCCCAGGAAACGCUAUCGAAAUUCUCGAUAAAUAAGAGGGACAAGACCUUGCCAACAACUGAAUUGGAGUUUAGGCUACGGAACCUGUGGGCUCGCAUAGUGAAAGUCGAUCCAGAGAGUAUAUCUAAAUUUGAUAGCUUUUUGGAAGUUGGCGGCGACUCAAUUUCUGCAAUCUUCCUAUCAAACCUUGCUGCAAAAGAGGGCUUAAUUCUGCCAAUUGUGAAUAUCUUCAAGGAUCCUCGACUUGCUUCUAUGGCU